Penicillium mononematosum is the source of this 654-nucleotide messenger RNA. RefSeq names its product cyclin family protein. Gene Ontology annotation, cellular component: nucleus; cyclin-dependent protein kinase holoenzyme complex. The record is from RefSeq and is a predicted model, not a curated record. NCBI's taxonomy places the organism in Eukaryota, Fungi, Ascomycota, Eurotiomycetes, Eurotiales, Aspergillaceae. The transcript has 2 exons. Bases 1 to 654 code for a protein of 217 amino acids. Gene Ontology annotation, molecular function: protein kinase binding; cyclin-dependent protein serine/threonine kinase regulator activity. Gene Ontology annotation, biological process: regulation of cyclin-dependent protein serine/threonine kinase activity.
AUGCCCGCCCCUACCUCGGGUUCCAACAAGCGCAAUAGCCAUCAAUCAGAUGCGACGCCGGCCGAAUAUGAUGGCGCAGAUUUGGAGAGGUCGCAGUCCAAGCGUCUGCGACCUUCCAAACCAGAUGUCAAGAUGCUGCCCACGCAAUAUGAACUGGCCGACCCGCGUGACAUGGUCGUGCUGAUCUCCAGCAUGCUCAUGGAACUGAUCCGAUUCAACGACAAGAUUCCACUACACCAGGGUCGUCUAACUCGCUUCCACUCGCGCUCACCGCCCCGAAUCUCCGUCAUGGUCUACUACAUCGAUCGACUCUGCGCGCUGUACCCCGCCUUCACCGUUUCCAGUCUGACCAUUCAUCGGUUCCUGAUCACCAGCGCCACAGUCGCCAGUAAGGGACUCAGCGACAGUUUCUGGACCAACAAAACGUAUGCUCGAGUCGGUGGAAUCGGCAUGACGGAAUUGGCCAUGCUCGAACUAGAUUUCUUGUUCCGAGUUGAAUGGCGCAUUGUUCCACAACCGGAAGUGUUGGUGGAUUAUUAUCAGAGCCUCGUCGAUCGAUGCGACGGGUUUGAAAUUGAAGGCAUCUGCCAGAAUGGCAGUGCUAAAGCCGGGGUAACGGGUAUUGCUCCAGCAGCCGGUCCUGUUCCAACAUAA